GUUAUGAAAACUUUAGUUCAGUUUGGAGCCCCACCAAACAUUUUGGUUGAUGGGAAGCCCCACCUGGGAACAAAUAGACUGGUUCCGCUGCUGCGCAACUUCCGCCAGCAUCUGAAGGAGUUGGGCGUUGAUAUAAAGUUUGGGACUAGACUGAAUGAUCUCAUCGUACAAAACAAGCAGGUUUUGGGAGUCAAAGUUUGUGAUGCAAGACAUGGACCUGGUUAUGAUGACAAGAAGUUAUCAUGUGAUGCGGUUGUUCUAGCAGUUGGUCACUCAGCCCGUGAUGUGUACCCCAUGUUGCUUGAACACAAUGUUGGCUUACGAAUUGAGCAUCCACAAGAACUGAUAAACAGCAUACAGUACUCUGCAUUGGCUGCUGAAGUCCAUGAGGGACGUGGAAGAAUACCUGUUGCUGAUUAUAAAGUAGUGAAGUAUAUCAGUGGAGAGAACGAUGGGGUCAGUUUCUGGUUCAGAGGAACACAAAACCCAUCAGAACUUUGCGUCAAUGGCAUGUCAUUUUCCCGCCGCGCAUCUAGAUGGGCAAAUGCAGCACUUGUUGUCACUGUCUCCUCAAAUGAUUUUGAUUCCUUUCGAUCUUAUGGGGCUCUUGCUGGCGUUGAAUUCCAGCAUGAAGAAUUUAUGUUCAUUGAGCAGAGCCAUGUGGACAAUCUAUUGGAGACAAGGACAAGUUCCCCUGUGCAGAUCUUACGUCAUGCAGAUACGUAUGAGAGUACAUCAUUGAAAGGGCUGUAUCCAAUUGGAGAAGGUGCAGGUUAUGCUGGUGGGAUCGUCAGUGCUGCUGUUGAUGGUAUGUAUUGUGGUUUUGCUGUAGCCAAAAGUCUCGGUUUAUAUCAGGGUGAUAUAGAGUCAAUAUUGGGUAAAGCGCAGAAAAAUACAGGUUUUGUAAAAUAUUGA
Phoenix dactylifera (date palm) is the source of this 915-nucleotide messenger RNA. Lineage: Eukaryota; Viridiplantae; Streptophyta; Magnoliopsida; Arecales; Arecaceae. The record is from RefSeq and is a predicted model, not a curated record.